GGCCAGAAACAGGAUUGAGGUGAUGCAGAGGGGGCUGCUCCACUUGAGGGGCACCUGAGGCCUGGGCAGGAGCAGGAUGAGCAGAGGGUGGGGACCAGCCCACCGCCAGGUAUGGGAAUAAGUGAAGGUGAGGAAGGCAGGCUGAGGGUGGAGAAUAUGCUUUCGAGAGUUUUAAUGGGAAAGACGGGAGUUUGGAUGGGGGAGGCCUGGGAGGAGUUGGGGAUGGGGGAGGGGAGAAUGAUGGGAGGAGACAAGAGGGGCAGUCUCAAGAGUGGGGUCCUCACCACCUCAGGAGGGGAGCAUAAGGUGGGCGAGGCAGGACUGGGGGUCAGCGGUGCCCUCACCCAAUCUGUCUCCCCAGCCACCUCCAGGCUAUGGGCACCAAGACAGCGUUGCCGGCGGCGGAGCUGGGCCUGUACUCCCUGGUGCUGAGUGGGGCCCUGGCCUACGCUGGCCGGGGCCUCCUCGAGGCUUCACAAGAUGGGGCCCAGAGGAAGGCCUUCCGGGAGUCUGUGCGACCCGGCUGGGAGUACAUUGGUCGGAAGAUGGACGUGGCUGACUUCGAGUGGGUGAUGUGGUUCGGCUCCUUCCGCAACGUCAUCCUCUUCACCCUCUCCGGACACGUGCUGUUUGCGAAACUCUGCACCAUGGUGGCCCCGCAGCUCCGCGCCUGGAUGUACGCUGUGUACGGGGCCCUGGCCGUGGUGGGCACGAUGGGCCCCUGGUACCUGCUGCUGCUGCUGGGCCACUGUGUCGGCCACUAUGUGGCCUCACUCCUGGGUCAGCCCUGGCUCUGUCUUGGCCUCGGCAUGGCCAGCCUGGCCUCCUUCAAGCUGGACCCCCUCAUCUCCUGGCAGAACGGGUUUGUAACAGGCACUUUUGAUCUUCAAGAGGUGCUGUUCCAGGGGGGCAGCGGCUUCACGGCGCUGCGCUGCACCAGCUUUGCCCUAGAGAGCUGUGCCCACCCUGAUCGCCGCUACUCCCUGGCUGACCUGCUCAAGUACAACUUCUACCUGCCGUUCUUCUUCUUCGGGCCCAUCAUGACCUUUGAUCGCUUCCAUGCCCAGGUGAGCCAGGUGGAGCCGGUGAGGCGCGAGGGUGAGCUGUGGCACAUCCGGGCCCAGGCGGGCCUCAGCGUGGCGGCCAUCAUAGCCGUGGACAUCUUCUUUCACUUCUUCUACAUCCUCACCAUCCCCAGUGACCUCAAGUUCGCCAGCCGCCUGCCGGACAGCGCCCUCGCUGCCCUCGCCUACUCAAACCUGGUGUAUGACUGGGUGAAGGCUGCUGUCCUGUUCGGCGUAGUCAACACGGUGGCGCGUCUCGACCACUUGGACCCGCCCCAGCCUCCCAAGUGCAUCACAGCGCUCUACAUCUUUGCGGAAACGCACUUUGACCGUGGCAUCAAUGACUGGCUUUGCAAGUGA
Messenger RNA from Myotis lucifugus (little brown bat), 1424 nucleotides. Its product is annotated as protein-cysteine N-palmitoyltransferase HHAT-like protein. Gene Ontology annotation, biological process: negative regulation of N-terminal protein palmitoylation. Gene Ontology annotation, cellular component: endoplasmic reticulum. The coding region runs from base 375 to 1424 and encodes 349 amino acids. The record is from RefSeq and is a predicted model, not a curated record. Gene Ontology annotation, molecular function: acyltransferase activity. The transcript is spliced from 8 exons. Lineage: Eukaryota; Metazoa; Chordata; Mammalia; Chiroptera; Vespertilionidae.